AUGGAUAAAAGUGCUUUGGAAAAGUACCAGCGAACUGAAAUUAUUGGUGAAGGAGCAUACGGUGUCGUUUACAAAGGAAUUGAAAAGAGUACAGGCAGGUUGGUAGCAAUGAAGAAGAUGCGUUCAGUACAUCGUUCAGAGGGUAUUCCUGGUACAGCUCUUCGUGAAAUGACGUUACUUAAAAGACUGAAACAUCCUAACAUCGUUUCUCUGGUGGAAGUGAUUCUGGACGAACAAUUGGUUUAUUUGAUUUUUGAAUUCCUUAGCAUGGAUUUAAAAAAAUGCAUUGACAAAAUUCCUUAUAAAGAACUGAUGGAUAAAGCUGAGCAAAAGUCGUACUUAUACCAGAUUUUGCAAGGCAUUUGUUUCUGUCACCAGCGUAACGUUCUACAUCGUGAUUUGAAACCACAGAAUUUGCUAGUUGACGGGAACGGUACCCUUAAGAUUGCUGAUUUUGGCCUCGCAAGGGAACUGCAAUUUGCGGAAAGGGAAUAUACUGAAGUGGUGGUCACUUUGUGGUAUCGACCUCCAGAAAUACUGUUCGGCUGCACUAAUUAUACGAUGGCAGUUGAUAUUUGGAGUAUCGGGUGCAUUUUUGCUGAAAUGGCCAUGAAAACAGCUCUCUUUAAAGGUGAUUCGGAAAUCGACCAGAUUUUCCUCAUUUUCAGUAUACUGUCGACUCCGAAAAAGGAAAUAGAGAGUGGAGUGUUAAAAAUGCCGGAUUCUCUAAGACCAUAUCCGAUAUUCAACGAAAACAUACUUCCAAAAAUUCUUGCUGACUACAUGGACGAGGAUGGAAUGAAGAUCUUACAGGCAAUGCUUACUUACGACCCGAAAAAACGAAUCUCGGCGAAGAAAUUAUUGAAGGACCCGUACUUCGACGACGUCGAUCGUACAAAGCUCCCAGCCGGGGAUUAUGACGGAUCUGCUGUGCCACCUCGCCGCUGCACUUUUCUUCCUUUUCUGCACUGA
Loa loa (African eye worm) is the source of this 972-nucleotide messenger RNA. RefSeq names its product CMGC/CDK/CDC2 protein kinase. The record is from RefSeq and is a predicted model, not a curated record. The transcript is spliced from 7 exons. Gene Ontology annotation, molecular function: ATP binding; cyclin-dependent protein serine/threonine kinase activity; RNA polymerase II CTD heptapeptide repeat kinase activity. Lineage: Eukaryota; Metazoa; Nematoda; Chromadorea; Rhabditida; Onchocercidae. Gene Ontology annotation, cellular component: nucleus. Gene Ontology annotation, biological process: protein phosphorylation; mitotic G2 DNA damage checkpoint signaling; G2/M transition of mitotic cell cycle. The coding region runs from base 1 to 972 and encodes 323 amino acids.